Prunus dulcis (almond) is the source of this 1323-nucleotide messenger RNA. RefSeq lists its product as uncharacterized. Bases 1 to 1323 code for a protein of 440 amino acids. The record is from RefSeq and is a predicted model, not a curated record. NCBI's taxonomy places the organism in Eukaryota, Viridiplantae, Streptophyta, Magnoliopsida, Rosales, Rosaceae. The transcript is spliced from 5 exons.
AUGCAUGUUGGACCGGUUGAGAGUGUUCAUAAUAAAGCUAGAGAAGCUACUACACAUUUGAUGAAUCAAAAUACACAUAUGGAAACAGCAAUGAGCAAACACUCCGACGAAGCUCGUAAGGCUUAUCACACAUGCUUGAUUGCAUCAAUCAAGUGCACUAAGUUUUUAUUGCGACAAGGUCUUGCUUUUCAUGGCCAUGAUGAAAGUGCCACUUCAAGCAAUAUGGAAAAUUACUUAGAACUAUUGCAAUUCCUUACAGAUAGUGAUGAUAAAGUUAGAGAAGUUGUAAUGGAAAAUGCUCCGAAGAAUCUCAAAUUAAUAGCUCCUUGCAUUCAAAAAGAUCUUGUGAAUUCAUGUGCCCUUGAAACACUUGAUGCUAUCAUGGAUAGUCUAAAAGAUAGAUUCUUUUCAAUAUUAGUGGAUGAAGCACGAUUUGUGGGUAUCCAAGAUGUUACCGACACUAUUUCAAGUUCACUAAAGGAUGCUAUUGACAUAUUCUUUUCUCUCAACGGUAUGAGCCUUUCCAAGCUACGAGGACAAGGUAAUGAUGGUGCUAGCAAUAUGAAAGACAUUGCCUCUUUUUUUGCAACUGCUAAUAGUGUGGUUAAGCAUGUUUGGGCAUCUUGUAAGCGAUGUGAUUUACUUAGAGGGCAACUCCAAGCAAAGCUUGUGGUAGCUUUUGAAAAUGAUUGUCUUGUAACGGGGCUAGGCUUAAAUCAAGAAACAAGUCUCAAAGGUUCCGGUGACACACGAUGGAACUCACACUAUGGUACCUUGAUUAUCAUCACUUCUAUGUUUUCAUCCGUCGUUCAUGUGCUUCAAAUGGUUAUUGAUGAUAAUCCCAAUAAUAGUGCAGGGAGGUCAAGGCAUAAUGCUCGAAUAAAGACAAAUCAUAAUCAUUAUCUUGUGGAACUCUGUAUUUAUGUCAUUGAUGAGCAAAUUAUAGAGUUAGAUAAUCGCUUUAAUGAGGUAAAUACUGAGUUGCUUAUUUGUUUGGCAUGUUUGAGUCCGAAAGAUUCAUUUAUAGCUUUUGAUAAACCAAAGCUACUUCGUCUUGCUCAAUUUUAUCCUCAAGACUUUUCGGAUGAGGAUUGUUUGGCACUUGAAGAUCUACUUGAGAUUUAUAUUCAUUAUGUGCAUUCGAGUAGUGAUUUCUCUCAAUUGGAAGGGAUUGGUGAUCUUGCAAGAAAAAAUGGUGGAGACAAGGAUGCGUCAAUUGCAACUGCUUCAGUGGAGAGGGCAUUGUCAGUCAUGAAUAUUAUUAAGGGUCCAUUUCAGAACAAAAUGGGAGAUCAAUGGUUGAGUGAUAGCUUGAUUGUUUAA